Molecule: messenger RNA, 2241 nt
Organism: Malassezia globosa CBS 7966
Lineage: Eukaryota; Fungi; Basidiomycota; Malasseziomycetes; Malasseziales; Malasseziaceae
Exons: 1
Coding region: 1-2241 (746 amino acids)
Source: RefSeq, a predicted model, not a curated record
AUGACAUCGCUGGAAGCACCUUCCAGCACCAGUCGCGAUGUGCCUGCGUGGCUCUGGGCCUCAGGAAUCCCGCCAGCUGCUCCUGCCGCCCCCAGUGGCGGCGCUGGUACUUCGCCCGCCUUGUAUUGGGACAUGGGACUCUCUUUGCACGAACGCCCGAUCCACAGUCAAUCUCCCUCGCGCUGCAUGAUGUAUCGAAAUGACUCCGGUGCUGAGCACGGUAUGUUUCCACCACAUUCUCUCAUACCACCGCCUGUACCAGCGGGAACUAGUGCCGCCGGCACUGGCAAUACCACAGGAGCAGGUACAGCGGCUAGUGCGACGACGCCUGAAUCCACGCAUGCACAUCUACCGCCGCCCCAUGCGAUGUACCCGCCAUCAACUGCUUUUCAUGUCCCGAUGCAUCCCGAGCCAGCGCCCGGUUACUCUUCUGUGCUGUCCUUUGGCCCUGGUAGCACGUACCCGUUCUUUGAUGCCCAAGGCUUCCCGAUGCUCAUGCAUGUGCCGCCUGGCAUGGCGCCGUCGUAUCCUAUGGCGCAGCAACAGGAACAUAUUCCCUCGUUGAUCGAGUCGUCGCGCGCCGACUCUUUCUCAGACACAUGGAGCACCCUGUCGUCCGUCACGUCAGAUGCACCGUCAUCUAUGCAUCCUCAGGCGCAAAGUACCACAACAAGCAUGGAUGAUCUUUUGGCGCUCUCUCGCCAAGCGCAAAAUGACGGCGAAGGCGGGCAGAAUCCCAACAUAUUCGUGUGCCCACACUGUGAGAAACGAUACACAGGCAAACAUGCACGCAGUAUUUGGCGCAGGCAUCUCCAGGACAAACAUGCGAUCCCGCUAAGUGUGCAGCCACGUCGCACUCGUUGGGACCGUGAUAUGAACCGGCCUCGCAACGCUGCUGAGCGUCGGGAACGCAUGCUCGAGAGUAAGCGCCGCUGGGCCCGGAAAAAACGUGAACAGGAACGGCGCGUAGCUGCAGCGAAUCGCGGGGCGUCUGUCGCCACCGACACUGCCACGCCGACGCCCAGCGAUCCCGACGUCGAUCAAUUCGAUGCACUCUCGAAAGAAAUGGCUAGCACUAUGCACAGUGUGACCAAGCCAUCCCUUCCGCCUUCUUCUUCAAGCAUGCACAUGCCAAUACACCUUCCACCGCCAGCACCACCACCAGCAUCAGCAUCAGCAUCAUCAGCAGCGCCAGCAGUGACCUCUUCGUCGUCGAGUGCGCCAAAUCGAACGGCCCUCGCUCCUCGAGAUAUCAACAUCCCCUCGAGUCAGAACUGGCGUACAGACGCAGGUGCGGGCAUCGUCAAGUCUCCUGGCUUCCUCGAUAGCAAGCUUUUCAUGCCCUCACCGCUGCAGUCAACACCACUGCGCAGUGCAUUAUCGAAUCCACCCUCGUUGUACGGUACAAUGCACAGCCCCUCUGACUCUCGGACCGCGCCAGAUUCGGCGCGUCGGUUCUUACCCUUCCCGCAUCCUCCGUCGUCGUUGACAAAGCGCACACCCUCUGAGCGUUCCAAGUUCGCCGCAUUCACACGCAUCGAGCCGUCACCACGCAAACUCGGCCUCGGUGGUCAGGCUUCGCGUGCAGAUGCACCGGCGAGUCCGUCUGUGCGAUCCGUUCGUGCAUCGCGCGGCGAUCAGUUCUCAAGUCCACAGCACCUGAACCUUACGCAGAGUCUGGGUCUUGCACCACAUUCUGCUACGAAGGGAGGUGGCACAGGAUUCACACCCUCAUUCUCAUCGAACGUCCAUAUGACACCCUUGGGCGCAGGUGGCGGCACGCCAUUCAGUCGCAUGCCUUUGGGCCUUACACCGAGCAUUCAUGGUUUCUUGCGCGGAACAGGUGGUGGGUUAGGUGGCUUGAGUGCAUCCGCGACAGGCAGUGGUGGUGGCGACAUGUCGGGUAGUGGUUUGUUGGGCGGCGGCGAUUUCAGUGGAUACAUGAUGGGUCUUACAACCUUGGACUCACCCCACAUCCUGCGGAGCGCAAGCCGUCCUUCUCCACUGCGUACAGGUGUGUCGUUCCACUCGAGUUCCGAGCGCGACGAGGAUGAUGACCUUGACCAUGAAGGUGAAAUGCGCAUCAUAUCGCCAUCGCUUCGUCAGCGCGUCCGUGGAAAUGCUAAGGCGUCACCACUUGGUCAAGAUACACCCUCCAAAGUGGGUUCGCCGCUACGUGGUCCUGGAAGCUUUUCGUUUGGUUUGCGUCGUACUCCGCACCGUGCGCCCAAGCUCCGGUAA